AAGGUCAACAAAGAUGGCAGCCCGCUUGAUGAAAAGUGCUUUGGGUUGGAAUAAAACAUUUAUUACCCUAUUAAACCAAAGACAUGUCCUACGACGGGAUCAGCUAUUUACUCCUUGUUCUUGUUUAUGUAAAAGCAAUGUAAAUAAAUUUCUGAACACGCACCGUCAUUUUUCAACUAAUGCAAAAGCUAAAGAUGAUUCGGGAUCUUCGCCUUCUCCCAAAAAGCCGCAUUGUAAUGUCGGGACGAUAGGCCAUGUAGACCAUGGUAAAACAACCCUUACCGCUGCUAUAACAAAAGUAUUAUCAGAAAAAUACAGUAAUGAAAAUAAAUUUGUUGCAUAUGAGGCAAUUGAUAAAGCCCCUGAUGAAAUUAAACGAGGUAUAACUAUAAAUUCUGCGCAUGUUGAGUAUGUUACACCAUACAGACACUAUGCACACACAGAUUGCCCAGGUCACAUUGAUUAUGUAAAAAAUAUGAUAACAGGGGCAUCACAGAUGGAUGGUGCAAUUUUAGUUGUUGCAGCUACUGAUGGUACUAUGCCACAAACAAGAGAACAUUUAUUGCUGGCUAAGCAGAUCGGGCUUGAAAAUAUUGUUGUAUUCAUAAACAAAGCUGAUGCUGUAGACAGUGAAAUGGUUGAGCUAGUUGAGAUGGAAAUCAGGGAGGUUCUAGAGGAGUAUGGUUUCAAUGGAAGUAAAUGCAGUGUUGUGUCUGGUUCAGCGCUACAUGCUUUGAAAGGAGAAAACCAUCCCAUUGGUAGAGAUAAAAUUCUUGAAUUACUACAGGCAGUAGAUACAAGUAUUCCCACACCUGAAAGAAAAUUAGAUGAACCUUUUAUGAUGCCAGUUGAAAAAGUGAUAAGUGUUCCUGGACGUGGCACAGUAGCUAUUGGAACAAUAAAACGUGGAAUUAUUCGAAAAGGAGAACCAAUAGAACUAGUUGGCUAUGGUAACCUCGUUAAGUCAGUUGUUUCUGAUCUACAUGUGUUUAAUAAAUCUGUAAAAGAAUGCGCAGCUGGUGAAAAUGUUGGUGCUCUACUGCGCGGAGUUAAAAAUGAAAUACUGCAACGUGGCAUGAUCGCUGGCGCCCCUAAUAGCUUGUUUCAGUGUAAUGCAUUCAAAGCUCACAUGUAUUUACUUACAAAAAAUGAAGGAGGUCGUGACCGUCCGAUAACUAAUAAUUACAUUCAAAUGAUGUACAGCAAUACUUGGAAUAUUUCCUGUUGUGUGCAGCUUCCGGAUGAUACCACCAUGUUGAUGCCAGGUGAAGCCAUUCAGGGCAGCGUGUUACUAAGACUGCCUAUGGUUGUUUCCGCAGGGCAAAGAUUUACUGUACGUGAAAAUAACAUUACUACAUUAACAGGUCUUGUUACUGAAGUCCUACCUAAUAGUGAUCUUAAAGUGAAAGGCUUCAACGAAGAGAAAAAGGCUAGAAUGAUGAUCCAAGGAAAUGCGCAAGUGACUCGUUCUGCAAGAUUAAAAAGGAAAAGACAGGACAGUUAAAUUAUUUCUAAUUCUAUCAUAAAAAUUAUAUGGUUUUAUGUAUACUUUACUGAUUUGUUUUAUGUUAAUGAAAAAAAACACUAUUUAUAGGCCUACUUAUUAAUUAUAAGUAAAUACUAAAAUACCAUUACUUUUUAUUAAUUUUAAUUCUCUUCUAAAGAUUAAAAUAAUUCUUGUUAUAUUAGUUGUAAAAUAAAUUCUUAUUGCUGUUAAGGUGACAUAAUUUAAAAAAAAACUUUAGGUUUUAUCAUUGUCAUUCAGCAAGACUCAUCUUUACUUGGUAGUAUAAUAUUAACAAUAUCUUCGUUUACAAAAUUUACUAGGCCUAUACAAGACGAAUAUUUAAGCAUUUAUUAAUUCACAUCAUAUGAUUGUUAGGUGUAAAAUAAUCUUUUUUAAAAUGUGUAACGAAUUUAUUUUUAGUUUCAUGACAUGUUGGUAUUACUUUACUAUAAUAAUUUUUUUAACUUUACCCAAAAUAUGCCUUUGUAGAGUGAGCACUGACUCUUGUCUUAGCACACAGGUUAUGUGACAGUUAUGUCAGCAGUGGCCAUUAGGUCAAGCCGUGAUGGAGAUGGUGUGGUGAGCUGCUGGAGCACAUGGCUAAUUAACCAAAAUAUUUCACAUUGCUCUUAGUCUUAGGGUUUGUACCCAGCUAUACCUUCAUCUCAUGUUAUAUUGGAAAUAAAAGUAAUUCAAAUAUGAAGGUUUGUGUACCAAUAAUUAACAAUCAUGAAUAAUUGUAAUAAAGACUGUUAAUAUCUGGUUGGUCUAGCUUUUCACUUUAUUUAAAUAUCAAUAUGGUUAACAUUUUUGUAAAGCUUAUUAAAAAAAAUCAAACAAAAUAUUAACACAUAAAAAUUCCACAGCAGAGAAUCAUUCUUUUUAAUUAACGAAUUUUAUUUUGUUGAUGAUUACUG
Messenger RNA from Physella acuta, 2424 nucleotides. Its product is annotated as elongation factor Tu-like. The record is from RefSeq and is a predicted model, not a curated record. Gene Ontology annotation, biological process: mitochondrial translational elongation. Gene Ontology annotation, molecular function: translation elongation factor activity; GTP binding; GTPase activity. Gene Ontology annotation, cellular component: mitochondrion. Lineage: Eukaryota; Metazoa; Mollusca; Gastropoda; Physidae.